AUGUUCACCUGUCUCCAGCUGUCAGAACAGACCCGUCCCAGACCCUCCGGGUAUCAACAGAGGCCCAGGCCUCAAUAUCGCCCUCCGAACAGACCUCAGAGACCUCAGAAGGGAAGGCCACGUCCACAUAAGCCGAGGCCCAGCUAUGGUCCGCCUCCCAAGGCUCCAACAUCCAGCUAUGGCCCGCCCCCUAAGGCUCCGGCCUCCAGCUAUGGUCCACCCAAAGCGCCAACAUCCAGCUAUGGCCCGCCUCCCAAGGCUCCGGCCUCCAGUUAUGGCCCUCCACCGAAGGCUCCAUCUACCGGGUAUGGUCCGCCUAAAAAGGGCCCAACUUCAAGCUAUGGACCACCACCCAAGGCACCAUCUCCAAGCUAUGGUCCACCAUCCAAGGCCCCAAGUUCAAGUUAUGGCCCUCCUCCAAAGGCUCCGAGCCCAAGUUAUGGCCCUCCAAAGGCUCCUAGUCCAAGCUAUGGCUCUCCAAAGGCUCCUAGUCCUAGCUAUGGCCCUCCAAAGGCUCCUAGUCCUAGCUAUGGCCCUCCAAAGGCUCCUAGUUCUAGCUAUGGCUCUCCAAAGGCUCCUAGUCCAAGUUAUGGCCCCCCUCCAAAGGCUCCAAGCACCAGCUAUGGUCAAGCAGAAGAGCCCUCUUCAGGUUACGGCCCUCCGAAGACCUCUAGCGUCGUGGAGGAGUCUUCUGGAGGCUAUGGCGGACCCCCCGCGGCCUCCAGCGGCAGCUACGAGCCUCCGUCCAACAGUAUUGACAGUGGUUACGGCCCUCCGGAGGAGAGUUCCACCCCCGUCGACCAGAGCUACAUACCGCCAGAAUCCCCACCAUUGCCGCUUGCCACCGAGGAGGCAAUUCCUGUUGAUGUGUAUGGCCCUUCACCCUCACCUGCUGCCCCAUCACAGAGCUAUGGGUCGCCCCUACCUCCGGUUUCUGCCCCAUCACAAAGCUAUGGAGCUUCACCAGCGCCAGCCCCAUCACAAAGCUACGGGACUCCCUCAGCCCCAGCCCCAUCACAAGGCUAUGGAGGUCCCUCAGCCCCAGCCCCAUCACAAAGCUAUGGAGGUCCCCCAGCCCCAUCACAAAGCUAUGGAGGUCCCCCACCCCCAUCACAAAGCUAUGGAGGUCCACCAGCCCCAGCCCCAUCACAAAGCUACGGGGCUCCCGCUGCACCAGCCCCAUCACAAAGCUAUGGAGGUCCCCCGGCCCCAUCACAAAGCUAUGGAGGUCCCCCGGCCCCAUCACAAAGCUAUGGAGGUCCCCCGGCCCCAUCACAAAGCUAUGGAGGUCCCCCGGCCCCAUCACAAAGCUAUGGAGGUCCUCCAGCCCCAUCACAAAGCUAUGGAGGUCCCCCGGCCCCAUCACAAAGCUAUGAAGGUCCCCCGGCCCCAUCACAAAGCUAUGAAGGUCCCCCGGCCCCAUCACAAAGCUAUGAUGGUCCCCCGGCCCCAUCACAAAGCUAUGAAGGUCCCCCGGCCCCAUCACAAAGCUAUGAAGGUCCCCCGGCCCCAUCACAAAGCUAUGGAGGUCCCCCGGCCCCAUCACAAAGCUAUGAAGGUCCCCCGGCCCCAUCACAAAGCUAUGAAGGUCCCCCGGCCCCAUCACAAAGCUAUGAAGGUCCCCCGGCCCCAUCACAAAGCUAUGGAGGUCCCCCGGCCCCAUCACAAAGCUAUGGAGGUCCCCCGGCCCCAUCACAAAGCUAUGGAGGUCCCCCGGCCCCAUCACACGAGUAUGGGGCCCCCGCGGCGGCGCCGGCCACCUCCCAGUCAGAGGCCACAAACAGCUACGAAACUUUCUUUAAAGAUGAUUUUAAUUUCCCGUCAUUCGCUGAGCUGUUUGCCGACGACCAAUGGGGUGACAAGGUCAACAAUUAG
Molecule: messenger RNA, 1875 nt
Organism: Procambarus clarkii (red swamp crayfish)
Lineage: Eukaryota; Metazoa; Arthropoda; Malacostraca; Decapoda; Cambaridae
Source: RefSeq, a predicted model, not a curated record